AUGGAUCGCACCUCCUACGGCCCAUCUGAUGUUACUGAGGAGAUAUGGACAGGCCUUGGCCUUCCAUCGGAAGCCCUGUCGCGUGUUCAGCUUGAGGGCGACAGUGGGCCGGCAUUGCCAUCAUCUUUCCGGCUUGGUGUUCUCGCGCAAAGCUCGAUUGCUUUAUCCGCUCUUGCUGCCGCACAGAUCCACGCGUUGCACAACGAUGUUCAAGUACCGCGCGUGGAAGUUCCUCUUCAACAUGCAGUCAUCGAGUUCAAAUCUGAGAGGUUCUAUACCAUUGAUGGACAACUGCCUCCAGCAAAACCUAAUGCCAUAGGAGGACUCCAUCGAACUGCUGACCGUUUCAUUCGUGUCCAUGAUUCUUUCCCAAACCACUCAAACGGAAUGCUGGAGCUGGUUGGUCUUCCUCUGGGAUCAACUCGAGAACAGCUCGCCGACAGGAUUGCAAAGUGGCGGAGCCUCGAACUCGAAGAUGCGGCAACUGUGAAGGGCAAACUUGCGGCGUAUGCCUUGCGUUCAUACAACGAGUGGGACAACUUACCACAAGCAAAAGCCAUUGCAGACUUUCCGAUAUCUGUACAGCCAAUAUUCUCUGAAGGCACGAAAGGCUUUCCAGAUCAUAUGCCUACAGGAGCAACUGGAUGUCUCAAGGGCUUACGCGUUGUAGAGAUGAGCCGUGUGAUAGCAGCCCCCCUAUGUGGCAAGACACUGGCUGCCCAUGGUGCAGAUGUGAUUUGGGUAACUUCUCCAAGUCUACCGGAUCUGCCUCAAAUUGACCGCGAAUUUGGACGCGGGAAACGUACAGUACAGCUGGACAUUCGCAAAUCAGCGGACAAGGCCAAACUCUUGGAGCUCAUCAAAGAUUGUGACGUCUUCAUUCAAGGCUAUCGACCAGGCAGUCUCGCACAAAAUGGUCUGUCGCCCGAGGAACUGGGGAAAGUCAACCCGAACAUCGUGAUAGCCAACAUGUCGGCUUUCGGACCAAAUGGGCCAUGGGCAGGUCAACGUGGAUUCGAUUCAUUAGUUCAGACGUGUUCGGGAAUGAAUGUCUCAGAGGCUGAACAUGCGGGAGAAGGUGAGCCGGCUCGUCCGUUACCGUGUCAAGCGUUGGACCAUGUAAGCGGCUAUCUACUUGCGACUGGAGUCAUUGCAGCGCUUUACCGCCGGGUGGUCAGUGGAGGCGCCUGGCGAGUUGACGUUUCUCUGGCUGGUACGAUGAAGUAUCUCCGCAGUCUUGGACAGUAUCCUGGAUCCCAGGGCUUCCAGUGCAAGGAUCAUAAGAAGCAAGCUGAUGUUCCUAUCGAGUAUCUGGAGACUAGAGAAACUGGCUUUGGACGUAUGCUUGCAGUUAAACAUAGCGCCAAGAUCAGUGGUUGCGAGGUUGGUUGGAGUGUUAUGCCAAAGCCGCUAGGUUCAGACUCCGCAGAGUGGUCAUGA
Aureobasidium musti is the source of this 1440-nucleotide messenger RNA. The record is from the annotation of a GenBank genome assembly. NCBI's taxonomy places the organism in Eukaryota, Fungi, Ascomycota, Dothideomycetes, Dothideales, Saccotheciaceae.